Molecule: messenger RNA, 4429 nt
Organism: Xyrauchen texanus (razorback sucker)
Lineage: Eukaryota; Metazoa; Chordata; Actinopteri; Cypriniformes; Catostomidae
Product: serine/threonine-protein kinase 26-like
Exons: 12
Coding region: 411-1754 (447 amino acids)
Biological process (GO): protein phosphorylation
Molecular function (GO): protein kinase activity; ATP binding
Source: RefSeq, a predicted model, not a curated record
CGCGACUCCACCCAAAGCCGCGAGCGAGCUGAAGCACAAAACAACUCGACACUCAGUGCGAGUCAGUUAUGGCGUCCGAGAGGAUCUCCUGAAGAACAAACUGCUCGCAAAACUUUCACCAAAAGCAUGUAACGAGCUCUCGACGAGCGCUUUAACCGCUUGGAACUGACAGACGUAGCGAAAAAGUCGACUUCACGAGCGAGUCCUGAUCGUUGAGUGUCGAGUGUGAGUUUAAAGCUAACAGAGCGCAGCUAGCAGCAGAGUUUGGCGUCGCGAGCACUUUCACCAACAGUGGAAACAGUGGAUAGAUUGUAAUAUAGAGACUUUUAAAACGGAGUAGUGAGAGGAGACGCUAUUUAAGCGUCUGACCGAGAGUUUGUUCGCUGUGUUGUUUGUGAGAGCGAGUGGAGAUGGCUCAGUCGCCGGUUGCUGUUCAAGUUCCUGGAAUGCAGGUCCUCGGACAGCUGCGUUGCGCGAUGCAGUGGGCUGAGAUGAUUGAUCGACACACUGCCACGGUGCAGGCGAGCAGUGCAGGGGCCGCAGAUCACAAGAGAUCGAACAGUCGAGCAGACCCUGAGGAGCUGUUCACUAAACUGGAGCGCAUCGGAAAGGGCUCAUUCGGUGAGGUCUUCAAAGGUAUCGACCGCCGCACUCAGAAUGUCGUGGCUAUCAAGACCAUCGACCUAGAGGAAGCAGAGGAUGAAAUCGAAGACAUCCAACAGGAGAUCACGGUGCUUAGCCAGUGUGACAGUCCUCAUGUCACCAAAUACUACGGCUCAUACCUAAAGGGCAGCAAACUAUGGAUCAUAAUGGAAUAUCUGGGUGGAGGUUCAGCUCUGGACCUGCUGAGAGCCGGACCCUUUGACGAAUACCAGAUCUCCACUAUGCUGAAGGAGAUUCUGAAAGGUUUGGACUACCUGCACACAGAGAAGAAAAUCCACAGGGACAUAAAAGCUGCCAAUGUGCUGUUGUCUGAGUGUGGGGAGGUGAAACUGGCAGACUUUGGUGUGGCGGGACAGCUGACGGACACACAGAUCAAAAGGGAGACGUUUGUGGGGACACCGUUCUGGAUGGCCCCGGAAGUCAUCCAACAGUCCGCCUAUGACUCAAAGGCUGAUAUUUGGUCUCUGGGGAUCACUGCCAUUGAGCUGGCGAAGGGCGAGCCCCCCAACUCAGACAUGCACCCCAUGAGGGUUCUCUUCCACAUCCCAAAGAACACGCCACCCACCCUCAACGGAGACUUCUCCAAGAUCUUCAAAGAGUUUGUGGACUCCUGUCUUAACAAAGACCCUGCGUUUAGGCCAACAGCAAAGGAGCUCUUGAAGCACAAGUUCAUUGUUAAAUAUGCCAAGAAGACGUCCUACCUCACUGAGCUCAUCGACAGGCUAAAGCGCUGGAAGGCUGAGGGCCACAGCGAUGGAGAAUCCAGCUCUGACUCUGACUCGGAGCCCAGCGGUAGGGACAAUGACUCUUCUCCUGAAUGGUCCUUCACCACCGUUCGCAAGAAGAAGCCAGACAAGAAGCAGUCCAAUGGAAUGGAUGAAGAAGUGCAGAAGAAGUCUGUCAGCUUAACCACAGUCAUGAUUCCUGUGUUUUCCGAGCUGAAAUCACAGCACAGAGAUGAAGAGAUGUCGAGAGGAGUGAUUGAGGAGCUGGAGAGGAGCCUGUACAUGGCUGAGGACCUCUACCCUGGUGUCACAGACAGGAUGAUCAGCCAGAUCCUGGAGAGGGUGCAGAGGUUCUCUGUGAGUUAGUGCAUGGCUGCGUUGGGUCAAUCCAAGCACAACAACCUGGAGGACAUGAGCGAUGGUCAGGUCUUCUGAUCACUGCACCUUAACACACUCACUUUGUUUCUUCCACACUCAAACACACUCACAUGUACAGCAAAUGGAGAAACGUCAAGUUGCACACUAUCUCACAACCAAAAGUAAUUUUUGUUUUUCUCCCAAAGAAAAAAAUUAUAAUAUAUGUGUAUAUGUAUAUGUGUGUGUAUAUAUGUAUGUAUGUGUAUAUGUAUAUAUAUAUAUAUGUGUAUAUAUAUGUAUAUAUAUGUAUAUAUGUAUAUAUAUGUGUAUAUGUGUGUGUGUGUGUGUGUGUGUGUGUGUGUGUGUGUGUGUGUGUGUGUGUGUGUGUGUGUGUGUGUGUGUGUGUGUGUGUGUGUGUUCAGUUGUAUUUAUAUUAUUUUGCCAUGUGCUUUUAUUUUAGUCUUCAGCUGAUACCCAAGGAUGUGUUAUUUUAAUCCAUAUUUUACUUUGAAAGACACAAAAUAUCCCUACUGGUUAAAUAGAUCUGCAGAGCGUUAGGCAUUUAUUUUGCUUCAUUUAACUAUACAUUUAAUAUCCCAAUCCAUUUCCUUUUUUGUUUUAAAAUGUAAACUACGAUCAAUAAUAUUUAUGUGUGGGAGAGUAACAGUGUCUGUAUGUUUGUAUUCGUUUGGGAUUUCUCUUAUUGCGCUUUACACACUGUUACCUGUAGCAUUACAGAACUGCUGUAUGGGAAAAAAAAAAUGCAUAUCAUUUCAGUCAAACAUAUAGAAAUACCUCAGAUUAAGCAAUCAUUUUAAAGCAGAACAGCUUGUGGCUCAAUGAAAAUCCAGUUUCAUUUAAACUGCUGGGAAAAUGGGAGAGGAAUUUUGCUGUGCAAAAGCUACCUCCACCUCUGAUCCAUAACAUUAGGAAUUUUUCAGUUGUUUUCUUUUAAUUGAGAAGGUAAUUCAUUUUGAAAGUUCUUGACCUUUUAUUUACAGGAUACUAUGAAAGCCUGUUUUUGUCACAUGAUAAAAAAAUUGCUUUUAAGUCAUAAUUAUAAGAUACUAAAUCAUAUUUGUGAGAUAAAGUCUUAUUUGUUAGAUUAUUAGAAGUCCUGAUUUUGAGAUACUUUUAUCUCAUAAUUAUAAUCUCAUGUGUGUCAUGUUUGACUUAGUAUCUCAUAAGUAUGCCUUAUAAUCUCAUAGUUAUGAUUCAGUAUCUCAAUUAUGAUCUAUAAUCUUAUUUAUAACUGUCUAGGUCUUAAUUAUAGAUACGAAAUCAUUGAGAGAAAGUCAUGUUUCUACGAUUAUAAGUCAUUUAUGAGAUACUAACUCAGUCAUAUUAAAUUCUCAGUGAUUUUCUAAAUCAUUAUGAGUUAAAAUUGAGUCAAUAAUUAAGAUUAUUGGUUGAUUAUUAGAUAAUUUUAACAUUAGCAUUCAUUUGACUUUUUAUCUGUUAUUUAGCAUCAUAAUCAGGAAUUGUAAUCUCAUAAUAGACUUUCUAAAUCGUAAUUAUGUCAAAUAUAUAAUCAGGAGAUAUUGUGAUCACGAGAAAGUAGAUAUUAAAUUUGAGAAUUUUGACUACCUCAUGAUUUAGUAUCUCAUAAUUAUGACAGUUAUGGAAAUUAUGACUGUAAAAGUCAUUAUGAGAUACUUAAUCAUUAUGAGUCAUAAUUGAGAUUAAUCAAUGAGAUCAGUUAUGAGAUAAUUUUGAGUUUAAGAAUUUUGUUUUGACUUUAUCAGUGAAUUAGUUUUGUAAUUGACUUUCUAAAUCAUAAUGAUGGGUUUGAAAAUUGAGAUAAAAAAAACAAUUAUAUCUCAUAAUUUUGACUUUUUAUUUAAUCUCACAAUUAUGUCAUAGUAUCUCAAAAUUAUGAUUUACCAAAGCAUGAUUUUUUUAUUUAUUUUAUCUCUCUCCAAUGGGCAGAAAUGGGCUUCCAAAAGAUACAGGACGGUCAGGAUAAGAUGCUAUCUAGCAUUGGUCGCAAAAUAUAUUGCCCUUCAUUUCUCAGUGAUGCCCACUUUUACCAUUUCUUGUUUUUGAGGUAAUAUUUUUAUAUAUAAAAGUAGAGUCACUGUAUUUUUGAAGGACAUAUGCACUUGCACACACUUUGUACGGGGGGGUUAUUUUCAAAGCUCUCUUUCUGUGCAGACAUUCCACUUACUUUUGAGUAGAUCUCAAAGAAACAUGCUUCUCUAGCCAGUGAGGACAUUUUUACACGCAAACAAAUACAGUUAAGCUACCCAAAAUGACAGCGAGUGCUUUAAGCUCACAUUAAGGGAACAGGUAUAGAAACUUGGCUUUCAAGCGCUAUAAAGAUUUUUUGUUUUAUAUAUUUAUAUAUUUCUAUGAUGAGGGAUAUACUUUUUUUUUUUUUUUUGCCAAGCAUGUAAAGGGUGCCAUCACUGGUAUGGUGGUGAUGUCAUAUGUGUUCCAGUUGGCUUUAAGAGACUAUGCCAACAGUACAUCCCAUUGUGCCUAAAGUUCUCUAUGUAAAUGUGAUGUCUUCUCAAACAGCUUUAAAACGAACACAUGUUGCCAGACUGCUGGAAGAUUUUAGAGCAAUAAAAGUGUUUAGUACAUUUUUAUAUUUCUUUGUAGAAAUGUAGAUGCAGAAACUAGGUUUUGUAUAUUUCUUCUUUAGAGUUUUUGUAAAUUCAAAUUGCCACAAAUCUUUCAAG